GGAUCCAAAGAUAACCUGGAAGAGGCAAACACAUCUCCGAGGUGGGAAACCAGUCAAAGCCAAGUGGUGCAUCAGCAGAUAAAAAGGGAACAGACGGGCAGUCGUGCGCCAUGCCUGCUUUAGAGCAGGAUUUGGAUUAAACAGCUUGUGAGAGGAAAGCAGGGAGGGAGGGAGCUGAGAGCUGACUUAAUUUUUUUUCUCCAGCAUCUAGAAGGGGGGUAGGCACCGAGAAUGAGUUCUUCUUGAAGCAACACGGAGCUGGUUGUCUGCUUUGCUGCACGAUGAUUUAGCCAGCGCGCGCAACUAAACGCUCCAACGCAUCCGUUUUUUACGACAGCAUCACCCAAGAAAAAGCUUCAGUUCGUGGCUGGUCGCGCGCCGAGCUCCCGUCUUCUGCAGGACAUGAAAGUGCAGCAAGGCUGCAACUCAUCAGACAUGGGGAUUCCGGUGAAAACCGAGGAAGAGCUGCGUGGAAAUACCGUAAUAACACCUGAGGAUGUGCUCGGGCUCCAGAAGAUCACCGAGAAUUACCUUUGCUCUCCAGAAGAAAAUGUUCACAUGAUCGACUUCACCAGAUUUAAAAUCCGUGACAUGGAAACGGGGACGGUCCUGUUUGAGAUCACCAAGCCUCCAACAGCAGGAUGCCUAAAGCAAUGUGACCCAAACACCGGGCGUUUUGUCCGAUACCAGUUCACACCAGCGUUCCUGCAGCUUCGACAGGUUGGAGCCACGGUGGAGUUCACAGUCGGAGACGCCCCCAUCAACAACUUCCGCAUGAUAGAGAGACACUACUUCCGAGACAAGUUGCUAAAGAGUUUUGACUUUGAGUUUGGCUUCUGCAUGCCCAGCAGCAAGAACACAUGCGAGCACAUUUAUGAGUUCCCCACCCUGUCUGAGGAAAUCAUGCGUGAGAUGAUACAACACCCCUACGAGACGCAAUCCGACAGCUUCUACUUUGUGGACAACAAGCUGGUGAUGCACAACAAAGCCGAUUAUUCCUACUCUGGAGGGCCGUAGGAACACCACUCCAGUUAGAUCCAAGACAUUUUCCUACGACUUCAGGACCAGAAACACAUGGACUGAUGGACACGUCGUGACUGGCAGUAGUUUAUCCCGUCUCCUGCUGCAGGAACAGUCACUUCUGCCAGUUUUAUCACCAGUUUGCACUAGUGAGCGUGUGGGCAGCCAAUACAUGCAGUGUCUGAACAAACUGUUGGUUUAUACGUCAGCUCCAUUUGGUCAUCAUUGUUUUAUUUCAUUUGAAGUCUGAAUUCAGACGUGUUUUAGAUUUUAUAGUUUGGAUAGAAAUCUGAUUACAUUUUUACUUAGAAGUGCACAUUUCUGAGCGAUCUCGUCUGACAUCCGAAGAAUGUGAACAUAGUGUCCGUGGGUGCAUUGUUUGUUUUCAUGUUUCCAUGUUCAUCAGGGGUGUUUUUGAACAAAUAGCCUUUUUGAAGCGUCAGAAAUAAAUGUUAGCCAAAGAUCAGGCGACUGUUUAAGGUUUCUGUCCAACUCAACACUGUGUAACCUACGAUUCUGAGAAAUGUUUUAAUGAUCAAAAUAUUAAAACAUGUAAACUUUUGUGAUAAAUUUCACUAAUGCAAUAAAAAUUGGGAUUUUU
This is a messenger RNA of Nothobranchius furzeri (turquoise killifish), 1621 nucleotides long. It is a transcript of the gene unc119a1, whose product is annotated as unc-119 lipid binding chaperone a1. Lineage: Eukaryota; Metazoa; Chordata; Actinopteri; Cyprinodontiformes; Nothobranchiidae. Gene Ontology annotation, cellular component: spindle midzone; centrosome; spindle pole. Gene Ontology annotation, biological process: mitotic cytokinesis; positive regulation of protein tyrosine kinase activity; nervous system development. Gene Ontology annotation, molecular function: lipid binding. The record is from RefSeq and is a predicted model, not a curated record.